ACUGGCAGCUCGCCACACUAGCCUUGUUGCUAGGGGGCGGAGCCUUGGUGCUGAUGUCAUUUCUGGUUGCUUUGGUCGCCGUGUGUAUCGGCACGAGACGGCGGUUCUAUGGUCCCGUUGCCUUCAUGCUGUUUGCUGCAGUUGUCCUGCAGGCCUGCUGCUUGGUCCUGUAUCCCAUCAAGUUUAUUGAAAGCAUCAACCUGAGGAUCUAUCACGAGUUCAACUGGGGCUAUGGCCUGGCCUGGGGAGGAACCAUCUUUUCCUUUGGUGGGGGGAUACUCUACUGUCUCAACCCCAAAAACUACGAGGAGUACUACUGAUCCCUAAGCCAAGGACUUUAUAGUCAUGUAGAGGGAAGGUAAACUAGGAGAAAAACGGGUAUGGGUCUUAUUACCAGCUUAAUUYCCAUGAACUGUUGGGACUAUCAGAUGUUGGAGCUCAGCCUCUAACAGUACGGACACAAGCCUUGGAGUCAGUGUUUUAAUUAUUAUUUGUAAAACAGACUUUGAAGAACUGAUGUACCAAAAGAUGGCAGCUACAAGUUURCCUACAUGUUUAAUUUAAAGAAAACAAAGGGUAUUAUGUUCAGGCUUUUGGCUCUUAUUAGAAAACUUGCACUGGAGUUGAGGAUGUUAAUGUACUUGUAUGUGUAUCUUCACAUGUAAAACAUCCAGCGUUUAGGCUUCAAGCUCCAUCGGUGGAUCAUAAUUAAUGCUUUACGUAGCUGGGUUUUUUCUUUUUCAUGGAGUUUCUAAACUUUCACAAGGACACGGAAACAGAUCAGAUGCUUCAGUUACACCUCAUAACUUUUUCGGAAGACAGAUCCAUCCUAGAGGGGGAACGUGAAAAUAAAAAGACACCCACUCAAUAUUCUGUUAUCGACCCACUUGUCUGUUUCCACAGCAACCCACGGGGCACGCACAUGCAGCUGUCGUGAUUGAUUACCCACGGUUGGAUGUGCGAGACGGGACAGCUUUUUUUUUUGUGGCCUCGUAGCAUUUUCUUCAUGUCGAUUGCCCAUCGAGCAGUUUCUCAGAAUGUGUCUACUGGUGAACCAUUCCCCCUCCAGUCCUUCUUAAUGCUCUUUUGUAAAACUGCUCUCUUUAUCACUCCAUUUUUGUUCAUGAAUGUAAUGAGUCUUGCACUCGGCUGAUGUAUAACUGAUUCACAACUUUUGAAGAAGCAUACUUGUUCAUUUUUUUUAAAGCUAAACAAAGUCCRGUAGUCACGAGCAUCAUUAAAACCUUCUUACAAAAAAAUAAAAUAUGCUUUUUCCUGUGUA
Messenger RNA from Austrofundulus limnaeus, 1282 nucleotides. Its product is annotated as transmembrane protein 47. Gene Ontology annotation, cellular component: membrane; cell-cell junction. Lineage: Eukaryota; Metazoa; Chordata; Actinopteri; Cyprinodontiformes; Rivulidae. The record is from RefSeq and is a predicted model, not a curated record. Gene Ontology annotation, biological process: cell-cell adhesion.